AUGAAACCACUCAUUGCUUUCUUGCUUGACAUUUUGAUUGCACUUUCAUUCUUCUCUUGCGUCACCCAGAUGUCACCAACCCUUUCACAACAACCACAAGCAACAGACACGUCUGGCCAUAUCUUUGUGCAUGCAUCCUCAACACCUUUGCAAGCCAUGACAACCGUACAGAAAGACCUAACCAUGUAUCUGAAUUUUAGUUUGGACCUCUCAGACCCAAAUUGUGGCCAAACACCACAGCAACCUUGUUAUUCCAUCCAUCAUGUAUUUGACAUCAUUCAAGACUCUAUCAACACGGAUAUCACUAAUCAAAUUCUUCUUCCAAUCAAUAAUAACACUCUCUACAAUUACAACAUUACGGUGGUCUUGAUGAGAAAUUCAGUACAUGAUGAUAAUUGUUUCAUCUACUUUGGUUUUGAAUAUCCAGAGCUAGAGAAUCGUGUCCAUCUUUCAAUUUCAUUCACAUCAUUUCCCAAUUCAAACAAUGAGAGAUAUGAGAUGACAUGUAAUGCGGACUAUGCAACCUUGUUUUCAUUGAAUGGUUUCAGCAACACGGCAAAGAACUUUAUCAGAGAACUAAACCUCCAUCGAGUUGCUUUUAAUGGAGUUCGGUGGUGUUUCAACAGAAUUGCUCACUCGGUACUUUCCAACAAUGAUUGGACAUGCAUUGAAAAAGUUUCACCUUACAAUUCCAGAUUCAUUCAAGUGAGCGACUCAACUUUGGAAAAUGUUGAAUUUAAAGUCGCCAAAGCUGAUGAUGUUUCUUUUUCGGAUUCAAAGCUUACUGCAUUUGGAUACAUUUCAAAAUCAAAUUCCUUCAUCAUAAGUAAUUGUACCAUGGUACAACCGCUCUCCUCCUCCAAGUACCUGUCGAUUAGCAACACACUAUCCAUGAAACUGUUAAAAAGUACAAUCCACAUAAGACAUGGAAGUUUAAUGGUUCAAAUGAUGGCCGUUCAAAAUUUUGAAAUGCAGCAGUGUGAACUCUUUUUCAACUCUGGAGAAUCUGAUCCAAUGCUGAGGUUGAACAGUUACAUUUUUGACUUAAAGAUUGCACUUUCAGUGACCAUUCGAAAUUUGAACAUUUAUGGAUUUAGAAAUUCCUUAUUUUACUUGUCAUCCAUUGGAAAUGCCAUCAUUGAAAAUGUUUCAUUUUUGAAUGGAAAAAGCUCUGGUGAUGAUCGACCUGUAUUCAAUUUCAAUAUUGUGACCGUGUUGGACAUUACAAAUCUCACAAUGUCAAAUAACAUUGGUGGAUGCAUGAAAAUUAGCAAUUCUCAAUCAAUUACUAUUUUAAAUUCCAACUUUGACAAGAAUGUCAAAAACGGAAAUGGUGCAGUCAUUGAGGCAGAGUGUGAAAAAUUAACUGUUGUCAAUAGCUUCUUUUCAUAUAAUCAGGCAAAUGGAACAGGAGGCGCGAUUUCCAUAACCUCAACCACUGGUAUAUCAGUAACAAAUUCACACUUUAUAGGAAAUUCUGCCAGCAAAUCAGGAGGAGCCAUUGGAAUGACACUUUCUUCAUCAAAUCUCAACAUUGAUCCUCCAACCAAAAUAACCAAUUCCAGUUUCAUUGAAAAUUCAGCAUUGUCAUCCUCACCAGUCACUUGGUGCAAAGGUUUUUAUGAUUGUAUGGGCUCUGGAGGUGCCGUUGCUCUCGCAAGUCGAGUUCCUCAAUUGUUUACAUCCACAUUUAUGAACAACAAAGCGUCUUGGGGUGGUGCCAUGGUUUUUCAAAGUGACAGUAUUCUAGCUUUACCUGUUACACGUGUAACCAAUAAUCAUGCUCAUGUUGCAGGAGGUGCAGUCUUUUUUAUGACGCCCUUGUUGAGCAAAGAUGCAUCUGAUUAUGGAUUGCAUUUGGAAAACAACAUUGGAGCAUUAUAUGGCAAUGACUACGCCUCUUCUAUCUGUAACGUGUCUAGUUUGAUGGUGAGAUUGUACGAUUUAAAGCAAGAAAAUUACAAGCCAUUAGAGAAUCUCCAACAGGUCAUGCAUGUUUAUUUAGGACAAUUAGUGAGUAUUCGGAUUAACAACAUGAAAGACUGCUAUGAACAAAAUAUUCCAAUCUUUAGAGAAACUUUGUCUCUUGUAGUCUCAAAUAUUGAAAAGCACAUUCAAUAUGAAUCCAUGGCACGAGAAAAUGGGACAGACAUUCGGUUUACGCAAGCACAAAACACGUUUCAGAAUGCUAACUUUUCACUCACUGUUUCUCUGAACGUUUGGAAUUUCACAUUUUCAGUUUUGAUCGUUCCAUGCCCAAACGGUUGGGAAUAUAGAGAUGGAAUUUGUAAAGAGCAACUUCCACUUGGAGUCAUUAUUUCCUUUUCAAUUAUUGGUUUUCUAUUGGCAAUAUUGAUUGGAAUCUUUUUCGGAGUGCUCUUUUCAAAAUUAGUCUCCAAGAUGUUCGUUAUUAAGGGAAAGCUUAAAAAGUUAGAAACUAGAGAAAAAGAAGAAAAGAAAAUUGAACAAAAACUACUCAACUCAGAAUUAGGUGAGAUUCAGCUCGAAGAGGAUAUUACAAAAUCAAAUUCAUCAUUCUUGACUACGAAAAGAAAUUUAUCAUCCACCAUAUCCAAGAACUCUACAAAAAGUUCCAGUAGCAGACCUCAAAAUGCUGCUACCUCCAUGUCCUAUAUUAUUCCUGUAGAAGAUUUGGUCGUGAUUAAGAAAAUUGCAGAGGGUGGAUAUGGAACAAUCUAUCUUGCAAGAUGUUGGGGAACUACAGAUGUUGCUGUAAAAUCAUUCCAUCAAAAUGAUGAUACAAUGGACGAUGAAGAGUUUGAGAAAGAAGUAUCUGUCCUUGUCAAUUUAAGAAAUCCAUACAUUGUGACAUUUUAUGGAGUGUGUAUUACUGAAAAUAGAAAAUUCAUGGUUCUUGAAUACAUGCAAAAAGGGAGUUUACAAAAUUUAAUUUACAAUUGUAGAAUUGGAAAAGAAGUUUUGACAUUGAAACUGAAAAUCAAUAUUUUACUCGACAUUUCUUGUGGAAUGAAAUAUUUACAUUCAAUGAAACCAGCAUUGGUCCAUCGUGAUUUGAAACCAGCAAAUAUUUUAAUCAAUGAAAUGGGGCAACACAAAGUGUGUGAUUUUGGAUUGUCAAGAAUGAUCCCUACUAAUUCAUUGCACUCCAUGUUUACAAGUACUGUUGGAACCAUGUAUUACAUGGCCCCUGAAUUAAUUCUUGAACAAGAACACUCUAUUACGAGAGAUCUACUCACGAAAAUUGAUGUUUAUAGUUUUGCAAUCAUUAUGUGGGAAUUGUUCUUUGAAGAGAAUCCAUAUUUGAAUGACAAUGUUAAAAAACUUCAUUGUUUUCCAAAAGCAGAAAAAACCAAUAUAACACCUCUCACGAUAUUUGUUCACAUUGCAAAGGAGGAACUUCGACCAAUCAUUCCUUUCAACAACCGAGAGGAAUUAUCUCAAUGGAGUGACAUGUAUUUACAAACUCAAAACAAUGUUGUUGAUAAGAAUUUGCUUUUAGAAACUGUUGAAAAGUAUAUAGAAUUGAUGAAACAAUGCUGGGCACAUCAUCCCAGUGAACGACCUUCGUUUGAACAAAUUUUCGUUCAACUUUCAAAUCUCAAGAAUACGUUAUAA
Naegleria lovaniensis is the source of this 3597-nucleotide messenger RNA. RefSeq lists its product as uncharacterized. Bases 1 to 3597 code for a protein of 1198 amino acids. Lineage: Eukaryota; Heterolobosea; Eutetramitea; Acrasida; Naegleriidae. Gene Ontology annotation, biological process: protein phosphorylation. The record is from RefSeq and is a predicted model, not a curated record. The transcript is spliced from 2 exons. Gene Ontology annotation, molecular function: protein kinase activity; ATP binding.